AUGACUGAUAUAGCUAGCCAAACAUUUGGUCCUUGCUACCUAGACCGGCAAUCAAGUCGUGAUGAAGAUACUACGCCUGAAAAUUCACCUACCACCAUUAAUGAUGUCCCUAGUGUAAGCCUGGAACCUCCCAAUCGAUUAUAUAGCUCAAGUGAAGUUUCUUUGCCUAGUUUGAUAAAUAAGAGUCUGUCCUAUCACUAUUCGCCUGCUCCUUCGUUACUGUCACUGACCCCUUCCCUGAUUGGUCAGCAAAUUCCAAACACUUCACUUGCAACUUUGCAACCACAAUCGCAACUACAAUCACGACAACAAUAUCAACAAUAUUUUCCUGCAAAAUCUUUAAUAGAUGGGUAUCCCCACGUAAGUUCUACACUUUCUGAAUACUCGCUAGAGUCACGUUCAUAUCAAUCCCUGACCACUUCAUCACUUCCACCAAUUGCCAUUGGUCCUCCUCCCCCAAUCACUCAUAAUUACUCGCAACCAUUCCCUCGUCCUGCUACUCAACCGGUUGCUCAGUACUCACAACCAGUUCGCCAAUUGCCGGAGCCGAGACAAUAUCCAAUUGUAAUGGCUACUGGAAUUCCUUCAUUUACAAACAUUCAACAUAAUAAUGUUCAGACUCCAAACAAUCAGCCGACAUAUGUAAACUCGGGCUAUGAGUAUAGAACACAAUACGUACCUAUUCCUAGCAUUCCACAGUUGAAUUCUACACCUCCUUCACAGACUCAAUUGCCAGGUAGCCCUAUUGGGACAUUAGCACCUGUGGAUACCAGGCAUAUUUACUACUCAAACUUUAGUUCAGGGAUCAACAGGUACAACACUUUACAAUCUCGGAUCAAGGCAAAGGCGCCUGUUACCAAGAGAAAAACAAAGCAAUUAACUACAUGGACCCAAUCAGAAGACGAGUUAUUGAGAGGGCUCAAGGAGGUUCAAAAGUUAGGAUGGCGUGAGAUAUCUACAUUUUUCCAUGAACGUACACCAAAUGCAUGCGAGUUCAGAUGGCGUCGAAUCAUUCGUAGUCUUAAUACUACAACCAAUGCUGUUGGAAAGACAUCGCCAAAAACUAGGAAGUCGCCCAUGCUAAUCAAGUCCUCGAAGAAUCAAAUGACUGCAGUAACAAAUAUAGACUAUCUUUUGAAUUAA
Spathaspora passalidarum NRRL Y-27907 is the source of this 1143-nucleotide messenger RNA. Its product is annotated as SANT/Myb-like DNA-binding domain-containing protein. Lineage: Eukaryota; Fungi; Ascomycota; Pichiomycetes; Serinales; Debaryomycetaceae. The transcript has a single exon. The record is from RefSeq and is a predicted model, not a curated record. The coding region runs from base 1 to 1143 and encodes 380 amino acids.